AUGGAACAAAAGCCGAGGGUCCUACAGACUGGUGCCCAACAAGCAGUGGAAGAGUGUCAGCACCAGUUCCGACACAGCCGGUGGAAUUGCAGUACUGUGGAAAAUUCUACUGAUAUCUUCGGCGGUGUGCUUAAGUUCAAAUCUCGUGAAUCAGCCUUCGUGCAUGCUCUGUCAGCGGCGGCAUUGGCGCAUGCAGUGGCCCGCGCCUGCUCUCGUGGUGAACUCAAUGAGUGCUCCUGCGACUCUCGCGUCAGAAAGCGUACGCCUAGGCACUGGCAGUGGGGAGGGUGUUCUGAAGCGGUUCGCGGUCGUAUGCAGCGUGUAUGCAAAUGCCACGGAAUGUCCGGAUCUUGCUCAGUUCGUGUCUGUUGGCGUCGUCUGCCGCAACUACGCAUGAUUGGUGAUGCAUUGUCCACGAGAUAUGAAGGGGCGUCCCAUGUAAAGGUUGGUCAAGUGGUCGAACGCAAGCGAGGGAAGAAUAUAAGAAAGCUGAGGCCAUUACACAUGGACAUGAAGAAACCUAACAAGACUGAUCUUGUGUACUUGGAGGAUUCGCCAGACUAUUGUGAACCUAAUGACGAGCUCGGCAUCUUAGGGACUCGUGGCCGUACUUGCAACAGAACGUCAGCUGGUCUCGAUGGCUGUCGCCUACUAUGCUGUGGACGAGGAUACCAAACCAGGUUUUCAUAG
Messenger RNA from Spodoptera littoralis (African cotton leafworm), 690 nucleotides. The record is from the annotation of a GenBank genome assembly. NCBI's taxonomy places the organism in Eukaryota, Metazoa, Arthropoda, Insecta, Lepidoptera, Noctuidae.